Molecule: messenger RNA, 2172 nt
Organism: Dama dama (fallow deer)
Lineage: Eukaryota; Metazoa; Chordata; Mammalia; Artiodactyla; Cervidae
Gene: SLC17A9
Product: solute carrier family 17 member 9
Exons: 13
Coding region: 83-1393 (436 amino acids)
Biological process (GO): transmembrane transport
Cellular component (GO): membrane
Molecular function (GO): transmembrane transporter activity
Source: RefSeq, a predicted model, not a curated record
CGUGGACUUGGGCGGCGCUGCCCGGUGGCUCGGCCGAGCGGGAGCGGCCCCGGACACGCUGCGCCCGCGCCGUCUGCGCCCGAUGCAGCCGCCCCCGGACGAGACCCGCAGGGACGCGGCCGAGGACACCCAGUGGUCCAGGCCCGAGUGCCAGGUAUGGACAGGGACGCUGCUGUUGGGCACAUGCCUGCUCUACUGUGCCCGCGUCAGCAUGCCUGUCUGCGCCGCCUCCAUGAGCCAGGACUUCGGCUGGAACAAGAAAGAGGCCGGCGUCGUGCUCAGCAGCUUCUUCUGGGGCUACUGCCUGACUCAGGUGGUGGGCGGCCACCUGGGGGACCGGAUCGGCGGCGAGAAGGUCAUCCUGCUCUCGGCUUCUGCCUGGGGCUUCAUCACCAUGGCCACUCCACUGCUCGCGCACCUUGGCAGCGCCCACCUGGCCUUCAUGACCUUCUCUCGCAUCCUCACGGGCUUGCUCCAAGGGGUUUACUUCCCUGCGCUGACCAGCCUGCUGUCCCAGAAGGUGCGGGAGAGUGAGCGAGCCUUCACCUAUAGCACCGUGGGGGCCGGCUCCCAGUUCGGGACCCUGGUGACUGGGGCUGUGGGCUCCCUGCUUCUGGACUGGUAUGGCUGGCCGAGCGUCUUCUACUUCUCCGGCGGGCUCACCCUGCUGUGGGUGGGUUACGUGUACAGGUGUCUCCUGAAUGAGAGAGAUCUCAUCCUGGCCCUGGGCAUCCUGGCGCAGGGCCUGCCCGUGUCCAGACACACCAAGGUGCCCUGGAGACAGCUCUUCCGAAAGCCUUCUGUCUGGGCAGCCAUCAUCUCCCAGCUCUCGGCGGCCUGCUCCUUCUUCAUCCUCCUCUCCUGGCUGCCGACCUUCUUUAAGGAGACCUUCCCCAGCUCCAAGGGCUGGAUCUUCAACGUGGUACCCUGGCUGGUGGCCAUUCCUGCCAGUCUGCUCAGCGGGCUUCUCUCUGACCAUCUCAUCAAUCAGGGUUACAGGACCAUCACCGUUCGGAAGUUCAUGCAGGUGAUGGGCCUCGGCCUGUCCAGUGUUUUUGCCCUGUGUCUGGGCCACACGUCAAGCUUUUGUAACUCUGUGGUCUUCGCAUCAGCCUCCAUCGGCCUCCAGACCUUCAACCACAGCGGCAUUUCCGUUAAUAUCCAGGAUCUGGCCCCUUCCUGUGCCGGCUUUCUGUUUGGCGUGGCCAACACAGCCGGGGCCUUGGCAGGUGUAGUGGGCGUGUGCCUGGGCGGCUACCUCAUCGAGACCACGGGCUCCUGGACAUCUGUGUUCAACCUGGUGGCCGCCAUCAGCAGCCUGGGGCUGUGCACCUUCCUUGUGUUUGGGAAGGCCCAGCGGGUGGACCUGAGCCCCGCCCAUGAGGACCUCUAGCCGCCCUGACCUACAUCCCUGAGGACCUUGGGCCAUCAGCAGGGAACUGGGCCCUGCUUAGGGGCCCCUUUGCUCCUGGCCCUAAAGGGAGGGAGCCUCAGCCCAGGGGGGCUGCGGCCUGCUUCCUCCGCCCGUGGGGGUCUCACCCUUCUUCCAGUUGGUGAAACUUCAGUGUGGAUGGAUUAGUAUCUUUAGUAGCAGCAGCUUCAUGACAGACACGGUCUGUUCUGUGUAGAUUCAUACGAGCCCCACGCAGUCAUCCCUCCCUGCGGUCAUGUUGGUGCAGGGCAGGUGGUCGACUGGAGUCUCCCCCCAGAACCUGCUUGGCUUUGUGUUUCGACACUGGGGGCCAGAUCAUGCUCUGGAGGGGGCCAUCCUAUGCACUUUAGGGUCUUUAGCACUAUCCUUGGCCCCCACCCACCAGACAGGCCCCUAGUCCCAACAGCCAGCCCUGCCUCCUGACAUGACCAAGUGUCCCCAGGGGACCUGUCCCUGGUGCCCCCUCCUGUGAAUCCCUGGGCACUGCUGAUGGACCUGCUCCCCUAGUGCCUCUUGAGGGUGCAUGGGCACCCCUCCUGGGCAGGACACACCCUGAACCAGUGAAACCCCUGUCCUCCUUGUUUUUCUCCCUCCCUGUUUACACUAGAGGGACCAGUUGUCUUACAGAUUAAUAAUAGACUCUGCAAGAUGUAUAUGUAGAAAAAAGAAACUAUGAGAAUAUGGAAAAUCACACCAAAGCCUUAUUUAAAUGAUGACUAUUAAACUAUUUAAAAAGAAAA